Messenger RNA from Lottia gigantea (owl limpet), 1022 nucleotides. RefSeq lists its product as hypothetical. The transcript is spliced from 7 exons. Bases 5 to 1009 code for a protein of 334 amino acids. Gene Ontology annotation, cellular component: GET complex. Lineage: Eukaryota; Metazoa; Mollusca; Gastropoda; Lottiidae. The record is from RefSeq and is a predicted model, not a curated record. Gene Ontology annotation, biological process: post-translational protein targeting to endoplasmic reticulum membrane. Gene Ontology annotation, molecular function: ATP binding; ATP hydrolysis activity.
CAAAAUGGCUGCCUCCAAUGAGGAAAUUUUGGAAUAUCAUCCAUCUGUUUCCAAUAUUAUAGAACAAACGUCUUUAAAAUGGAUAUUUGUAGGAGGAAAGGGAGGCGUUGGGAAAACUACAACCAGUUGCAGUUUAGCAUCACAGUUGGCACAACACAGAGAGUCAGUUUUAAUAAUAUCAACAGAUCCAGCUCAUAAUAUCUCUGAUGCCAUGAAUCAAAAGUUUUCUAAAACACCAUCAUUAGUUAGUGGUUUUACCAAUUUAUAUGCUAUGGAAAUUGACCCUAAUUUAGGUAUAUCUGAAUUACCAGAUGAAUAUUUUGAACAGGGUGAUAUGAUGAGUGUAGGGAAAUCUAUGCUCAGUGAACUGUUAGGAGCUUUCCCUGGUAUAGAUGAGGCCAUGAGCUUUGCUGAAGUCAUGAAGUUAGUGAGGAACAUGAAUUUCUCAGUGGUAGUAUUUGAUACAGCCCCCACUGGUCAUACAUUAAGAUUAUUAUCAUUUCCUAGUAUUAUAGAAAAAGGUUUAGGUAAAUUAAUGAGACUCAAGAACCAAAUCAGCCCUUUCAUAUCUCAGAUUGGUGGGUUAUUAGGUAUGCAGGACAUCAAUGCUGAUCAAAUGUCUGGUAAAUUAGAUGAAAUGUUAGCUACUAUCAGACAAGUUAAUGAACAAUUCAAAAAUGCUGAUCAGACCACAUUUGUUUGUGUUUGUAUAGCCGAAUUUUUAUCCUUAUAUGAAACAGAGCGUUUGGUUCAAGAAUUGACACAGUAUGGUAUAGAUACACAUAAUAUCAUUGUCAAUCAGUUACAUUUUAUACCUAAAGGGGAACAACCAUGUAAAUUAUGUCGUGCUAGAAAUAAAAUACAGUCCAAAUAUCUUGACCAGAUUGAUGAUUUAUAUGAAGAUUUUCAUGUGAUAAGAUUACCACUUCAAGAAGAAGAAGUGAGGGGCGUGGACAAAAUAAAAGACUUUUCCCAAUAUUUAAUUGAACCUUAUUCUGUUGAUAAAUAAUGUUAUUUAUGUU